ACAGAGCCAGUACUAAGGAUGGGGGAACAGCUGAGUUUGGUAUCUGAAGAGGGUGAAUGGUGUCAAGUCAAGUCAGUAGCAACUGGCCAAGAAUGCUGUGUACCUAGCAACAGCAUAGUUAAAAUUUCACACAGGUGGCUCUAUGAUGGCAUUGAUCGAGCCAAAGCUGAGGAGUUGUUACUGUUGCCUGCAAACCAGGAAGGUUCUUUCAUCAUAAGAACGAGAGAAGCGAAGAAAGGUUGCUACUCUUUAUCAAUCAGAUGCACAAAUCAUGAAUCCUGGAAUUGUGUAAAACACUACCGCAUUAACUGUUUGGAGAACAGCUGGCUUUAUAUCUCCCCCAGCCUUACCUUCCCAAGCUUGCACGAACUGGUAGACUAUUAUUCUGAAACUAGUGAUGGCUUAUGUUGCUGCUUGAAGAAACCGUGCUUCAUCCAAGGAACUAGUUCUAGCUUGUUUCAUCAUCUUUCCAAACCUGUGGCAGUAAAAAAAUCUGUUCUCAACUGGCAACAGAUCAAGAGCUCAGACUUGUUGUCAGAAGAACCACUAACAGAAGACUCACCUAUCAGUCUUGGCUUGCGAGAAGCAGUUACUACUUACCUGUUUAUGACUGAUGACGUGUCAUUACAGGGCUCAUCAAACAGAAAAGGAAAGCAAACCAAAGCUGUAUAAAGCUAAUAUUGGAAGUAUUUCUGGAAUAUUAAACUUGAACACAAGAUCUGUAUUUUUAUCAGUGUUAUCAUAGUUAACUUUUCAUCUUUUUCAAGAAGCUUGGCUCAUUCAAAUAUUGUGUGUG
Protobothrops mucrosquamatus (brown spotted pit viper) is the source of this 796-nucleotide messenger RNA. It is a transcript of the gene SLA2, whose product is annotated as Src like adaptor 2. The coding region runs from base 19 to 672 and encodes 217 amino acids. The record is from RefSeq and is a predicted model, not a curated record. NCBI's taxonomy places the organism in Eukaryota, Metazoa, Chordata, Lepidosauria, Squamata, Viperidae. The transcript has 7 exons.